CAAUCAAUUUUGGUGGUUUAUGUCAAGCCUCUUCGACGGUGUGGAGCUGUCAGCCUGCGAACAACCCCAUGAUGCUCAGCGAGUGACGUGUCGAGUGAGUCGGAGUUGAACCGUGGAUUUGGAUGGGCAUUACAUUCUUGCGAGUGAGCUACUGAUCGGGGUAUCUGGAUCCGGUUGACAACAACUGCGGCAACGACACACAGUGCAGUGCACCUAGAACGGUGCCUAGUUCUAGUUCUAGUCGGCGACCGCUUGCCAGAGAUUUGGCGAGCGUGCUGCUGAAAGGAUGCACGCUCUGAGUCUGCUGACGGCGCUCUGCGCGCUGCUGCAGGCGACUCAAGCCUUCUACCUGCCCGGUCUUGCACCUGUCAAUUUUUGCAGAGCAGAAUCGGAGGGGAAAUGCAAGUCCGAUGUCAUCUUGUAUGUGAACCGAUUGAACACAGACGAAUCUGUCAUUCCCUUUGAGUACCACCACUUCGAUUUCUGUCUUUCCAAGGAUGAAUCUGAUUCACCAGUGGAAAAUCUGGGGCAGGUUGUCUUUGGUGAAAGGAUCCGUCCCUCACCAUACAAGAUUAAAUUUCUUGAGCCUGUGAACUGUUCGGCUGUUUGCACAAAAACAUACCGAAAGAGUGACAGAGAUGAGAUGUCUAAGCUUCUCCUUCUGAAACGAGGCAUCAGCUUGAACUAUCAGCACCAUUGGAUUGUUGACAAUAUGCCUGUCACUUGGUGCUACCUCCUCGAAGUGGACCGGCAGUAUUGCAGUGAAGGUUUCCCCAUGGGGUGCUUUGUCAAAGACAAGAAAGGCAUAGAUGGCGUGUGCACCAUUAAUCCCAGCUACAGCAAGGCCAACACUUACUAUCUAUUCAACCAUGUUGAUUUGGUUAUCACUUACCACAGCGGCAAAGAUGAAGACUGGGGAUCCUCUUUCAAGUCUGAUGGUGGUCGCAUUGUCUCGGUGAAAGUGACACCCAGAAGCAUCAGGCAUUCUGACCCCAAAAAUCCAAAUUGCAGAAUUGAUGCUGCGCCUCUAGAAAUUCCUUACAGCGAUCUCACAAGCGAUUUGGAGAUAACUUAUUCAUAUUCCGUCAGGUUUGAGGAAAACAACACUGUCAAAUGGUCUUCACGCUGGGAUUAUAUCCUUGAAACAAUGCCCCACACAAACAUUCAAUGGUUCAGCAUUCUAAAUUCUCUUGUCAUUGUUCUCUUCCUAACUGGUAUGGUGGCAAUGAUUUUACUUCGUACAUUGCAUAAAGACAUUGCAAGGUAUAACCAAAUGGACUGUGGAGAGGAUGUUCAAGAAGACUUUGGCUGGAAGCUGGUCCAUGGUGACGUUUUCCGUCCUCCUCGGAAAGGCAUGCUGCUUGCAGUGUUUCUUGGAUCGGGAACUCAAGUGUUCUGUAUGGUCUUGGUCACUCUUGCGUUUGCUUGUAUGGGUUUCUUAUCUCCUGCAAACCGAGGUGCUUUGAUGACGUGUGCCAUGGUUCUGUUUGUGUGGCUUGGGACACCUGCUGGUUAUGUUUCUGCCCGGGUUUACAAAAGCUUUGGAGGAGAGAAAUGGAAGUCCAACGUCCUCUUGACCUCCAUGUUGUGCCCAGGAAUCGUGUUUGGCCUUUUCUUUGUCAUGAACUUAAUCCUCUGGGCCAAAGGAAGCUCUGCUGCUGUACCAUUCCCGACUCUUGUGGCCCUUCUUGCCCUGUGGUUUGGAGUCUCUGUGCCCCUUACUUUUGUUGGAGCCUACUUUGGAUUCAGAAAAAGGAUGCUUGAACAUCCUGUGAGAACAAACCAAAUUCCUCGUCAAAUUCCUGAUCAGAAUCUGUACACACGCCCAAUUCCUGGCAUCAUCAUGGGUGGUGUUCUUCCCUUUGGCUGUAUUUUUAUUCAGCUGUUUUUCAUUCUAAAUUCUAUUUGGUCCAGUCAAACCUACUACAUGUUUGGUUUCCUCUUCCUUGUAUUCAUUAUUCUGGUUAUUACCUGCUCGGAAACAACAGUUCUCCUUUGCUAUUUCCACUUAUGUGCUGAGGAUUAUCAUUGGUGGUGGCGCAGCUUCCUAACUUCAGGCUUUACUGCAUUUUAUCUCUUUAUUUAUUGCAUCCAUUACUUUGAGACCAAACUCAAUAUUGAGGAUGUUGCCUCAACAUUCUUGUACUAUGGUUACACUCUCAUCAUUGUUUUCCUGUUCUUCUUGCUGACAGGUACAAUUGGAUUCUUUGCCUGCUUCCUCUUUGUGAGAAAAAUCUACAGUGUGGUGAAAGUGGAUUGAAUGAAGCCAACGAAUGUAUGAUAAUUGUUGACAAAAUAGGAACCUUUCCACAAUGUCUGUACUGAUUAAGUGAUGAUUGUUGCUUCAAAUGGUUGUUUACUGGAGUCAUUCAAUUUUGAUUUAAAAUUGUGUUGAUGGAUCUUUGGAUGAUUCCCAUUUGUGAGUAAGAAAAGUAAUGCAAAACGGUCUGAUCAUAGGUUUUUCAUAUUUAUACAUGGCAGCAUGCAAUUGUUCAUCAUAUGCUUCUGCUCAAGCCCUGAGAGCCUCGUGAUAAAUUCACAGGACUUAACAGUUUUGUUUUUGUUUCCUCUACUGCUAUUUUAAUGCAAUAGGCAAGCUUAUUUUAGAUUAAGCACAGAUUUUUUGUUGUUAUUUUAUUUUUUUCACACAUCAAUGUGAUACUGUCCUUCUUAAUAACUCUAUAGGCAUCUCUAUUCAAGGACCACCUUGCGCUUAAAUCCUCUUUCUCACUCUCCCUAUCAUUUUGUGAUGAGUACUAUUUAAUUUUGAUGAUCUUGGCCAUAAAUUAUUUGUACAUUAAAGGGUGUUAAAUGAGAUCAAUCAUUAAUGUGAGGUAAAUUACAUUAGGGAUUGAUACAUUGCAAAAUAAAUAAUUUUGCCCACGAGGAAGUAGGGUGUAGUUAUUUAUCUUACCAAUAAAGUCUGUGAAACUUGUAUUUUCUAUGAGGAGUAAAUCUGUGGUGUAGACAAAGACGUUAUGUUUGAUUUUGUUGACUUUGAUGAAAAGUUAACCAUACUUUUCUGAUAUUUCUAGCUUUAACAGAAUUCUUAUUUACCUUAAGUUUUGGAUUUUGUAGUGAGGUGUAGCACUACUUACCACUUUAUGGUAGUGUGUUAGGAGUUUUAAAAGAACUUUUUUAAAAUUCUGCAGCAAGUUCCUGUUCUCUAUCUGAAUAUUUCUGCCAUAAGUGUGUAGCUUAAUUCUGUUCAAUCCACCAGUUUUUGUUUUGAAAGGGCCUUUUAGACAAAAAGGGAAUGUUUGGCAGGGUCACUAUGACCUUGUUGUUCAAUCAUGAUUGGAUUAAAUGUGAACUAAUUGGUUAAAUAGACUAUUUGACUUUCCUUCUUUUUUUUUUUUUUUUUUUUGUUAUUCAGUUUAAUUUUACUUGUAUAACUACAAACACUUGUUUUAGCCUUGUACUUUACUUUGUGGAAGAUAUGGCAUAGUUAUGGGCCAUUUUUGUGCAUAAAGUAUGUCUCUUUCAAAUUUUAGAACUUAGCCUUAAUAACUGUUGGCUUCCCAGAGAAAAUUAGUCUCACAUAUAGUUUUGUAUGAGCUAUCUGUUUGUUCUUAAUAUGAUAUGCCAAAAUUAAGAUUUGUGUGAUCUUUAAUUAUUUAUUUUGAGGAAGUGUAUUUGCCCAGACUGAAAGUAUGAAGUAUUAAGUCUGGCACUUGAUUGUGCCGGUCUAGGAGUGUCUCAUCAGCAUAAACCUUUUAAUUCUAGCUGGCUUGUUAGUCAAGAAGAAGUCUCCUGUUGUAAAAAGCCACUUCAUGUGCAUUUCUAUACUCCUCUAAAAAAUUGACUGUUUUGUGGUUAACCAAGUGUAAAUAUGCAAUCUUUGCAAAUAUAGUGUUAGCAGAUGUUUUAUGGUCAAUACAGUUUAAGCACAAUGA
Thrips palmi is the source of this 3896-nucleotide messenger RNA. RefSeq names its product transmembrane 9 superfamily member 2 (gene TM9SF2). Gene Ontology annotation, cellular component: membrane. The coding region runs from base 287 to 2260 and encodes 657 amino acids. The record is from RefSeq and is a predicted model, not a curated record. Lineage: Eukaryota; Metazoa; Arthropoda; Insecta; Thysanoptera; Thripidae. Gene Ontology annotation, biological process: protein localization to membrane. The transcript is spliced from 15 exons.